Messenger RNA from Brassica oleracea var. oleracea, 606 nucleotides. RefSeq lists its product as uncharacterized. The record is from RefSeq and is a predicted model, not a curated record. Lineage: Eukaryota; Viridiplantae; Streptophyta; Magnoliopsida; Brassicales; Brassicaceae. The coding region runs from base 67 to 528 and encodes 153 amino acids. The transcript is spliced from 3 exons.
CUCACUCAUUAUAAACCUUCGCCAAGAUUCUCUCUCUAUACCUCUUCCUUUCUCUCUCCGUCGGCGAUGCAAAGGCUUUCCAUAGACGCAUCAGCUUCGAAGCUCCAGAGCUACGAUAUCAAUGACUCCAAUCGGAAAGAAUCACUCUCCUCUCCUCCUCCUUCUUCGUCAUCGUCCGCUCCAGAUUACGACGAUCACGACCUCAAGGACGUUAAGCUCAGACGGCUAUCGUCGCUGCAAUCGCCUCAUCAGAAACGCGAGAACCUCGUCCACUUCAUCCCCGUCCUCACUCUAAUCUGCUUCGUCAUCCUCUACCUCUCUUCUCACGCUCCGUCGCAAUCAGAUUUGGCUCAGUUUAACGGAUUCAUGCGUUCAUCAAAGCGUCUAGAAUCCGACGAAGAUGGCGAAAUCUCUGGGCUGAUGAUCGGUACCGACGCUUCGGCUAUCCGGAGUAGCAUAAGGAAGUUGAGAGAGACGGAAUCGCUUCCCCGCCGCCGAACCUCUCACCGGAAAACAGCUGACUUCUAGCUUUUUUUCACUCACAUCGUCUUCUUGUGGUUUUGUUCAUUGAAACUCAAAAAAUCGCGAUUCUCGUUUCUGUUAUAA